AGUGCACGAGUCUGUGGAGGAGAGCGCGCACUGACCGGAUUACAGGAGACAGUUAGAAGGCAGCAGAGGACAACAAAGGAUUCAAAAACAAAAGGGGAAAAAAACAAUAAAGAUAUGCAAAAAUGUGUGAUUAAUGUUAAAGGAAUAAGAGAGUGGAAACAGAACAGGAUAGAACUAUUGCCGAAAGGCAAGGCGUACAACAGAGACUCCUGGGGUUACACAUCCUUCCUCCCAAAGAGUGCGUGGACUAUUCAGAAUUGAGGUUAUAAUUCAGAAGUGGAUCGAAACAACAAGCAAGCUGCACAACAAAAUAACUUGUUGUCUUUAAGUGGUCUUCACCGGGAGAUGCCGUCCGUGCACACAUUGACAGUUGCCAUGCCGAUACCAAAUCUUUCGCAGUAGACUACUUGCCAGGGCGGAGUCCAGCCUCCCACCCUACUUAUAGACCUACUGACCAUCUGAUGAUCACUGGUGCCAUGGGAACAGCACGGGCCAACAGGUACAACUUUGCAGCGCCAGAUGAGGAGGGCCUGAAAAUCUCCACACUUGGGCUCCACAACGGCCACAGCUCGCCAAAUAGCCGGUUCCUCUCCCCUAGUGGCACAUCCGGAGGAGAUAGGAUAUCAGGAGCCACAGGUCGUAGGAUGAACAAUUACAACGGAAAGAUCUCUACUACAGGAUCGAGCCAACUAAGAAGUCGCUUCGUCAAGAAAAAUGGGCAUUGCAACGUGGUGUUCUCUAACAUGGAGGAGAAAUCACAACGUUACCUGGCCGACAUCUUUACCACCUGCGUGGACAUCCGCUGGAGAUACUUACUACUCCUCUUCUGCUCGACCUUCCUGUCCUCUUGGAUGUUUUUUGGAAUAAUCUUCUAUUCAGUUUCCAGAGCCCAUGGGGAUUUUGAUGAGCACCCUGGAAUGAGUUCCUCUUCAGGGUUGGAAGGGAAUGGGCUUGGGGUUGGUGAAGUUGAAGGGGUGCAGAAAACGUGGCAGCCAUGCCUCCUUCAUGUGGAGGGCUUCGUCGGAGCCUUCCUAUUCUCCGUCGAGACCCAGACCACCAUUGGUUAUGGGUGGCGCUGUGUCACUGAGGAGUGCCCUGUGGCAGUGAUCACAGUGGUGGUCCAGUCCAUAGUGGGAUGCAUCAUUGACUCCUUCAUGCUUGGCACAAUCAUGGUCAAAAUGGCACGCCCUAAGAAGAGGAACCAGACCCUGCUGUUCUCGAAAAACGCUGUGAUUUCCCUGCGCGAUGGCAAGCUGUGCCUAAUGUGGCGGGUGGGUAACCUGCGCAAGAGCCACAUCGUGGAGGCCCAUGUGCGGGCACAGCUCAUUCGACCCUACGUCACGGCAGAGGGAGAGUUUAUCCCUCUAGAGCAGAGGGAUCUCAACGUAGGCUACGACGAAGGCAUAGACAGACUCUUUCUGGUUUCUCCUCUAGUUAUCGUCCAUGAGAUCGACGAGGACAGCCCCCUGUAUACUGUGAGCCGGGCUGAUCUGGAGUCUGAUGACUUUGAGAUCGUAGUGAUCUUGGAGGGCAUGGUGGAGGCCACCGCCAUGACCACCCAGGCCCGCAGCUCCUAUCUGGCCAAGGAGAUCCUAUGGGGGCAUAGGUUUGAGCCUGUGAUCUUUGAGGACCGAACCAAGUAUCAGGUGGACUAUGCUCGCUUCCACAAGACCUACGAGGUGCCCUCCACACCCCACUGCAGCGCCAAGGAGCUCAGUGAGACGGCCAGCCGGCCUGCCUCAUCCGCCUCCUCCCACUCACUAUUCCCAACCAGCCCCAGAAUCACCCAGCACCUCGUAACCCCCCACUCCCCCAGCGCCUUCUGCUAUGAGAAUGAGGUAGCACUGAGCUGUGGAGAGGACGAGGAUGAACUGGAUAGGCAAAAGGGAAAAGACAGGGGGGAGGAAAGGAGGAAUUCAGUUUCUGUAGACUUUCAUCAUUUGUUUCAGGACACAGCCACAAUGACAUCCGGCAGCAACAUGCUGUGUGUUUUGGACAAUCAGAUGGAUUUUGACAUUCUACAGACGACCAUUACUCGUGAUCCACUGACAUAUAAAAGUGAGUCAGGAAUCUGAGGCAAAGGGAUGGCACCCUCAGACCCUUCCCAACCCCUCCAUGCAUAUAGUUGAAGUCGGAAGUUUACACACACUUAGAGUCAUUAAAACUAGUUUUUCAACCACUCCACAAAUUUC
Oncorhynchus tshawytscha (Chinook salmon) is the source of this 2192-nucleotide messenger RNA. RefSeq names its product inward rectifier potassium channel 4-like. Gene Ontology annotation, biological process: regulation of monoatomic ion transmembrane transport; potassium ion import across plasma membrane. Lineage: Eukaryota; Metazoa; Chordata; Actinopteri; Salmoniformes; Salmonidae. The record is from RefSeq and is a predicted model, not a curated record. Gene Ontology annotation, cellular component: plasma membrane. The transcript has 3 exons. Gene Ontology annotation, molecular function: inward rectifier potassium channel activity. The coding region runs from base 462 to 2075 and encodes 537 amino acids.